This is a messenger RNA of Helianthus annuus (common sunflower), 1532 nucleotides long. Its product is annotated as F-box protein At5g46170. The record is from RefSeq and is a predicted model, not a curated record. Lineage: Eukaryota; Viridiplantae; Streptophyta; Magnoliopsida; Asterales; Asteraceae. The coding region runs from base 79 to 1212 and encodes 377 amino acids. Gene Ontology annotation, molecular function: protein binding. The transcript has 2 exons.
AUCGAUUGAUUGAAAUUCCUCUCCAUCUUUAUCUCUCUCUCUCUAGAUCUCUCUCUCUCUCUCUCUCUAAAUUCACCGAUGAUGUCAUCUAUCCGGCCAGAUCUCACCACCAGAAUCCACCCCGAGCCACCGCACACCGUCGAUCACUUCGACCUACUUCCAGACUCUCUCCUCUUAUCAAUUUUCAACAUUAUCGGCGACGUCAAAACCCUAGGCCGCUGCUGCGUCGUUUCCAAGCGAUUCCAAACCCUAAUUCCUCAGGUCGAAAACGUCGUCGUUCGCGUCGACUGCGUCAUCUCCGACGACGACGCCACGUCAGCCUCCGGCACCGAUAAAUCCCGUACACCGUUUUCUAGUUUUUUCAGACUCGUAGUUGGUGGAAUUGUUAAACCGAUUCAAGCUAUUGGACAGUUUUUAGGUCACAAAAGGUUGUUAACCGUCGGUACUAACGGCAACAGUGACGGUGAUGGUGACGGUGAACAGUUAGGUGGAGUUACACAUCAUUCUCCUACACAGGUACUUAAAAACUUUAGUGAUAUUAGGUUUUUGAAAAUUGAGCUUCCGAGUGGUGAAUUAGGUAUAGAAGAUGAUGUGUUGUUGAAAUGGAGGGCGGAUUUUGGGUCCACACUUGAUAAUUGUGUUAUGUUAGGUGCCUGUUCUGUGAUUGAUAAACAAAAUAUGCAAAAUUUGGCAUCUAGUGAGAAUAGUUAUGAUGGGAUUGGGGGUGAGGAUAAUGGGAGUAUACCGGAGUCGUUUUAUACCAAUGGUGGGUUGAAGUUACGGGUGGUGUGGACGAUAAGCUCGUUGAUUGCAGCGUCGGCUAGGCAUUACUUGCUUCAACCAAUUAUUUCAGAGCAUAAGACGUUGGAUUCUUUGGUUUUAACGGAUGCGGAUGGGCAAGGGAUGUUGUGUAUGAAUAAGGAACAGUUGGAGGAGUUGAGGGUGAAGCCAUUGUCGGCUUCUUCGGCUUCGAAGAGGACUUUGGUGCCGGCUUUGAAUAUGAAGCUUUGGUAUGCUCCGUAUUUGGAGCUGCCUGAUGGAAGGGUGCUUAAAGGGGCUACGUUGGUGGCGAUUAGGCCGAGUGAGCAGUCGGGUCAAAAAGAGGGUUCGGAUGGGUCGUGGGUUUCUUCUGCGUUUGAGGAGCCUUAUGGAACUGCUGUUAGGAUGUUGGUUAAAAGGAGGACUUAUUGUCUUGAGAUGAAUUCCUUUUGAGCGACUUUUAGCCGGUGCCAAGGCCAAGGCGUAUUUAGCUUUGAUUUGGAGUUGGAAGAUUGUUGAAGGCAAUGAAAACACACAAUUUUGUUCUGUAUGAGCUUUGAUGGUGCAAAUGUUCGUUUUCCUCGCAUACUUUGUUGAAGUGAGAGAAGAAGACUUGCUGUUGGUGCUUCAACUGAUGUUAGGUAUCUGCCUCUGGUAUGUUUCUGUUUAUGUAUGUUGUAAAAAGUUGGUGGUGAAUGGUAUUGUAAGAGCUUAUUAUGUUGUUCUUUGUUUACUGCCACAUAUAUAUAAAAUACACUCUUCUUAGCUGUGAA